CUGAAAACAUUAUCUUGUAACUGAGUAUUAUUGGAACAGUGUUAUAAGACACAUCCUAUAACUGUCGGAGUUGAUCGGAAUAUCCCGGAAAGGUGACAGGAAUACCUGUUAGCUCGACCAAGCGUUAAGGCUUGAACUUUUAUGAUAUGCAACGAAAUGAUCGAAAUAUAAUUACAUGUAGUAAGGCACUUUAUUACAGAAAAUAUGGCUUGAAAACCAUGAGGUUAAGAUAAAGGAUCGUUAGCUUAUGAACUUCGUACCUAGCUUAUCUGACUACUCUCUAAUGGUACCGGCGUAGAAGUUACUAAAGAUUUCAUCAUAUGGACAAUGAAGAUCGCCAAUUUUCUUGCCAUAGUUGUCGUGAUAUGUUCUUCUGAAGCCUUUUCUUCACAAUCCAAGAACUCUAUAAACAAAGUCAACAAACAAAAACAAAAUGGAUUGGACAAGUUGCUUGACAAGGUGAUUGGUGAGAUUCCACAAAAGGAUGCAAAGAAAUUUUUUUCACAAAUUUUGGAAAAUGAAAACAAAAUAAUUAUGAAGAGAAAGAAGGAGCAUUUAACAAUAUUACCAGCGAAGGAAGAACAAGGGACGAAGAAGUCGACGGAAGCUCUACCAGAGAGUGACGACGAAAAACCAGCAAUUUCUUUCGCUCUGUCAAAACCCAAUGUGUACUUUGUUGAUUUAGGAGCAGCAAAACCUCCCGUGGAGAAUGUCAAGAAGCAAGAAUACAACACUGCAAAAAGAUUUCAAAUUCCACAGUGGAUACCAAGGCAUCGCCGAAUACGACAUUCAUAUCAUCAGGCAAACAAUAAACCAUCUGAUGCUUUGAUAAAAUACGACAGCGUAAUUUAUAUAAAACCUGAUGACGAUAAAACUAACGAUUUUGGGAACAGCAUGCCUGCAAAGAUCACGAGUUUGCCUGGAAGAGCUGAAAUACUCGAACAGAACACGCAGAGCCAGGAGUAUCGGGUAAAGCGUCAGGAGAGCAGCUCACUUGAUGAGGCAUCAUUACCUAUAUUUGGUUCUGUUGCUGGUCUUCAGACAGUACCGCUGCAAACAUUAAAUACUGUUGUACCAGCACAGAACACUAUUGGUGAUUUGAGUGCAAGGAGUGACGUUAGUGGUAUAGAUGGUAACAGAGUGGUAGCAAUGGUACCAGUGAAGGUUCAAACACCAUUAAUUUCACCACCAUCUGUUGCGGUGGUUUCACAAACUCCUCAAUUAGUACAGCCCGAAAUCUUGGGAACAUCACGGUCUAAUUUACCUGUGACAACGCCAACCCAGACAUCACCCGACACCACAAGCGCCUUUCGCGGUCCCGAUAUUGGAAACUUGCUUGUCAGGUUGAAUGACCAGUCAAACCGGUUUACAGCAAGUGAGAACCAGGUAAGCAAGUUUAAGCUGAUACCUGAAGAAGAAAGAGAAAAAGAUGCUAUCAAAUUCACACAAGUUCCUUUGAGGCUUCUUGAUGAUAAAAUAACACGAUUGAAAAAUACUAAAAUAGUCAAUUCUAAUGCGAGAAUACGCGAAGACGAUGAUGCAAAUGCAAUAAAAUUGGACCAGCUUUCGACAGGAUCGGAGACGAAACACACAGAAAAGGUAAAAAUGGAGUCGGAGAAAAAGGAUGAAAUCGACAAAGAAACGCUCAAAACACUUCAGUCAAGGCUGACAAACAUUAUCUCAAAAUUGGAAGGAAAGAUGAAGAAGAAACAAGGACAGUCGAAGUUAAAACUACAGAAAAAAGAAGAAUCAUUAGGCAAAAUAGCACAAAACAAACCAAGUGAGAAAUCACUGACGCUUUUACAGAAACGGCUCUCUGGUGUUCUUAAAAAGUUCAAUUCUAAGCCCGGAGCUAGUCAGCCAUUCACGAUAGGCAAGGAAUGGCGCAAUGUAAUGAAACAUGAUCACGCCGAUAAAGAGAAAGAUAUGGAGUUGAAGAAAACAAUAAAUACAACUAAAGACGAGGGAAACUGGCCCUCUAUCGCAUCGCAACUUCUAAGAAAGUUAAACAGAGCCUUGGUUAAGAUACAGGAACGCCGCGUCGCUCGUUCACUGGGUAAAGAUGCAGCGAUGUACCUCAGUUUUGAUCAACGAAAUGAUAAAUUGGUGAAAGAUCUUUCAGGCCACUUCAACGAUGCCUCAGUCUUGGGAAGAGCUCACGCCUCGUCCCGAAAAUAUGGCUCAUGUGGGGAAGCCUUGAUUCUGAAUUCUGGUAAUCUGCGUUUCACGAACAAAUACAAGAAACCAACGAAGGCUAUCACUCUGGCAAUGUGGGUGCGCACCAAUGCCACAGGUUAUGUCAAAUGGUUCGCGCGAGAUUCGGAACAAUCACGCGAGUUUAACACGCACACGCAAUACCCACUUGUACACAAAAACGUUUGGACGCACCUUUGUGGUACCUUCAACAGCUCGACCGGCAUCACGCGGAUUUACGUCGACGGGCAACUACAGACUGAGAAAGUCAACAGGCAACAGGAGACGGUACCCGCGGACUUUACACCCGCAGGAAUUGGGCCUGAUUUUGGGGACGACAGUUUGAUAGCAGUUGAUGAGGUAUACAUGUUCGCGCGGGCAUUGGACCCGAAAGAAGUGAGGACGCUAUACGAUAACUGCGAGUUCAACAGAAUGGUUUUACAUUAUGGUUUUCAGAAGAUCAACAGAACAGCAGGCCUGGUGUUUGAUCAGUCGGGUUUGCAAAAUAUUGCUCAACUUCAGGGAGACGCGCGUGUGAUGGACAGCGGUUGUGACAAGUGUGGCUCGUGCCUAGACCUCAACGCUGAGAGCAAUCCUCGGUUAACAAUCAAAGCGGAACAUUUCAAACACAGACCGACAAAAGCCAUCUCUGUAGGAGCAUGGUUUAAUCUCAACUCCACUAUUGGCGCGCAUCCCUUAUUCAGCGUCACAGAAUCUAUCUCAAAUUCGACGCUACUCGAACUCCUUGUGACGGAUGGAAAACUACAAUGGAAAGGGCAUAAUAAAGAUCAUAACGCAAUAUUUAAUAUGGCGACCACGCAAGCCGUAGUUCCAGAAGGCGUCUGGGUUCAUAUUGUUGCAACAUUUGACUCACUUCAGGGUCAAGCGAAGAUAUUCAUCGAUGGACACCAAAAAGCGUUAACAAAGACCGCAAAAAAAGUCCCUAUAGCAGAGGACUGGAGCGAGAUUAAGAUUGGAGGAGACGGAAGUCGUGUCCAGUUUCCGGGAGGAUAUAUGGACGAAUUUGUGUUAUAUAACUGGGAGCUCGAAGCUUCUGAAAUAUCGUACAUCAUGAAAUAUUGUCCAGAUCAUCCUAAGUUGGUGUCGUUCACGGUCCAUGUUCCGUUGGACUAAAUUGGGUUCAUCCAUCGACUCGAUGAAGAAAACCUGUAAAAUUUCACGAUCUGGUAAUCCGGUCAAACCGAUUAGUUCGAAAAUAGGCGAGAUUAGGUAAAUAGUGAAAAAUGAAGGCGUUGCAAAUGACUGCUUCUAAUGUAUUCAGCCAUUCUUCUAAUACUUACCAUAUUUUCAGGCCGGGAGAUAACGAUCAUUGCCGGUUGUUAUUCAGCAAUAUAGACAAAGAAAGUUUCAAUCUCGUAUCUUUAAAAGAGUUGAGUGCUAACCGCGUAAUAAUGAAGAGAUGAAGUAGUUGAACAUUCAAAACAAAGUUCACAUUGUAUCUUUGUUCUUUCAUUAUCCAGUUUGUUUUUAUAUGAUACUAAACAAGCAUAUGUAAAACCAGGCAGAACAUUUUGAUGAUAAACACUUGGAAGAAGUGAAGAACCUGAAUUUCGAUAGAAAAACUAACUCAAAUGCACCAGGCUCAAUUGCUUUACUCGUCUUAAAAUACCACCCAAACUAAAGCCAAAAUAUCAAAACACUUAAGAUAUGGACAAAGUAUUGUCACUGUCAAAGACAAUUAACAGUAUUUACGAGAAUAAGCGAUAAUGAACCUUUUAUGACAGUUGGGGCCAUCUUUAACCACAACUUCAGAUGUAUCCUCAACUGUUAGUUACGAGCUACAAUUUAUGAAUAAAGUAUUGGUGAUGGUACGCAAGGGUAGAUGAAUAUUGCACGAAAAAAUAUUCAAAUCAUUUAAUAUCAUUAAAUAAAAAAAGCAGACGAAAUUUUUUCAUCUAGACAAAAACAACUUGUUUGCCAACGGGGUUCCUUCUUUAGAUUCAUCAUUAUUGUUUUAUAUGCAAAAGCUUCAAAGUUUGACUUCACGAUUAUCAACACG
Messenger RNA from Dendronephthya gigantea, 4213 nucleotides. RefSeq lists its product as uncharacterized. NCBI's taxonomy places the organism in Eukaryota, Metazoa, Cnidaria, Anthozoa, Malacalcyonacea, Nephtheidae. The record is from RefSeq and is a predicted model, not a curated record. Bases 328 to 3327 code for a protein of 999 amino acids. The transcript is spliced from 9 exons.